AUGUCUGAUCUCGGCGAGCCCAACACCACUACCGCCACCACUACCACCACCACCACCACCUCCUCCUCCAACCCACCGGCUCCUCAGGAUGUCGUUCAACAGCAGGGCCAACUCCAGCAGCCUCUGAUUCAAAAUCAGCCUGCUCCCGCCAAUGUCAACUCGACUGGCGAAAACCUGCAGUGCCAGUGGCAAGGAUGUGGCGAGCGCUGCAAUUCUCCAGAAGCCCUCUAUGAACACGUCUGUGAGCGCCAUGUCGGCCGCAAGUCCACCAACAAUCUCAACCUGACCUGCGCCUGGGGCCAGUGUCGUACCACCACCGUCAAGCGCGACCACAUCACCUCCCACAUCCGGGUCCACGUCCCCUUGAAGCCUCACAAGUGCGAAUUCUGUGGAAAGGCCUUCAAGCGCCCCCAAGAUCUCAAGAAACAUGUCAAGACCCACGCAGAUGAUAGUGUCAUCAUGCGUUCUCCCAAUAUGGACUCAAAUGGUGGACAGCGUCAACCACAGAACGGCAUGCCUCAAGGUGGGGACUACAACGCCUCAUACUAUGGUCACGGUCUGACAGGACAAGUCCCCCCCAACUACUAUGCCCCUGCCAUGCCCGGUCCUCAGGACUAUGCCGGCCAGCAUCAUCCAAAUCAAUACUAUCAGCCUCAUCCUCAAGUCCCGGCUGGCCAACACCCAGGAUAUGGUCCAGUGACCUAUUACAGUACUGCCCCGCAAACCACCUACGACUUCGAGGCUCGCAAACGCGGCUAUGAUGCUCUGGACCAUUUCUUUGGCCAGGUCAAGCGUCGAGAGCUUGACCCAAUCAAUUUCCACAAUGUCAGCCGUCGUCUCUUCGAACUUCAGGGUCUUCAGCUGCCUCAAAUCAUCCCUUCCACCGUUUCGGUGCCUGCUUAUCAGCCUGUGUCGGUUGGCGGAGCUUAUGAACAAGCGGACCCCAUUCAAGCUUACAGCCUGCCCCCCAUGGGCAACGCAAAGACCCGAGGCGACUUGACUUCCAUCGAUCAGAUCCUCGAACAGAUGCAAGCGACCAUCUAUGAGAAUGACACCCAUCUUUCCCAAACCGGUGUUGCUCCUGCAGGCUCCGGCUACGUUGGCUACUCCCGCGCGAGCAAUAGCCCGCCUAGCACUGGCAAUCAUCCGUCCACUGCAGCGCACAGCAAUCCCGCAUCUCUGCUCCAACAUCAACAUCAGGGGAGCGUUGCAAGCACCACCGAUGCCAGCACUCCCGGUCUCACCCCACCGUCUUCGGCUCAGAGCUACACGUCCGGUCAGAGCCCUCUCCAAAAUCAUGCUGCUCCGACCACCGGCGCCAUGUAUCCCAGCUUACCGUCCACUGCCAGUGACAUGGCCUAUGCGGCUGCCAAUGCCGCCACUCUCAGCGGCAUCUACGAAAAUGAUCAACGUCGCCGUUACAGUGGUGGCAUGCUUCAACGCGCCGCUCCAGCCAAGGGUAAGGAUGAUAUGGAUGUUGUUAGUGACGGCUCCAUCACUCCACCGGCCUCCUCCACCGUCCACAAGCCAUCCAAGGGCAAGAAGAAAGCCUCUCCUCAAGACAGUGUGAUUGAUCCCGCCCUUUCUGGAGACGCUAGCACUCCCAAGAGUGACACCAAAGAUCCCGACCAAGAGCAAAUCUGGGUCCAGAAUAUGCGUCUGAUUGAGUGGAUGCGUGAUUACAUCAAGAAGAGGCUUCAGAGCGGUGAAUUCGAAGAAGAUGAUGGCAAGGAAUCUUCACCCAAGCACGGCGGCGAACUCGACACCGACAUGACUGGCAGUGACGACCGCAAAGACAAGUCCGAGGAGGAACAACUCUAUCCCGUCCUCAGACACGUUGAGGAGAGUGCAUAG
Messenger RNA from Rhinocladiella mackenziei CBS 650.93, 1854 nucleotides. RefSeq lists its product as uncharacterized. Gene Ontology annotation, biological process: positive regulation of transcription by RNA polymerase II. The record is from RefSeq and is a predicted model, not a curated record. NCBI's taxonomy places the organism in Eukaryota, Fungi, Ascomycota, Eurotiomycetes, Chaetothyriales, Herpotrichiellaceae. The transcript is spliced from 3 exons. Gene Ontology annotation, cellular component: nucleus. The coding region runs from base 1 to 1854 and encodes 617 amino acids.